AAUUUAUCGAAAAUGAGCACCAAAAGCUGGUCUGGAGCUGCUUUUGGUGAAAUCAAAAAUGAUUUAUGCAAGGUUAAUUUUGAGGCACCUGAGCACUAUGCUAAAACCCUGCAGAAAUUAAACUCUAAAAUCAUUUCUACUACCAGAAAUGAAAUCAAUUUGGAGUAAUUAUGAAACCCCCUACUAGUAUUUUGAGUUGUUUGAGUGUGCAUGGCGCCUGCUGCGUUUGAGUCAGUCAAUCUGCUGGACUCGUUCACGAAUCACGAAUGGUUGCACAGCCUUCGAGCCAAGGUCGCGAUCUGGCAUUUGAGAGCCCGAUGAGAGUCGUGCAAAAGUCACCAGGUCAAAAUUGGAUAGCAACGCGUCUGGCCAUCAAUUGUUUGAUGCAUGAUCCUGAUCGCAGACGUUUGACUGGCACUGCCUUGAAUUCAGACUGCGACGAUUUUUCUUUAGGUCCGCCUCCAUCACCCCGCAAAGUAGACUCUUUUUGAUUUGAAGGACUAUCUGGCUGCGAAUUCAAGAGCAGCCAUUGCACCAUCCUAUCAGCAUCGCUCCGCCUUCGCGUUGCGAUCUCGAGGACCUCGAGGCCUUUCGGACAACAGGCAGACGUAGUCUUACCAUGGCGCGGCCCCACUUGAGAAGUGUACAUGGCUGAAGUCAAUGGAUGCUCGAUGCGCAACCUUAGUCUUCGAGACGAUCGCGCCUUAACACCAAAGAGCACCGUGGAAUAGAUGACGGCAAUGGUACGACCUUCUCAUCGCGGCAACACGAACCCUCU
This is a messenger RNA of Ceraceosorus bombacis, 778 nucleotides long. Lineage: Eukaryota; Fungi; Basidiomycota; Exobasidiomycetes; Ceraceosorales; Ceraceosoraceae. The record is from the annotation of a GenBank genome assembly.